ACCAUGAGCGAAGUCAUAACUGGCAUCAGAACAAUAAAAGUGAAUGCUUGGGAAAAGUCAUUUAUAGACCUUAUUACCAGACUGAGAAGGAAGGAAAUUUCCAAGAUUCUGAGACGUUCCUACCUUCGGGGCAUGAAUAUGGCAAUAUUUUUCGCUGUGAGCAAAAUCAUGAUUUUUGUCACCUUCAUCACCAAUGAGCUCCUUGACAACCUGAUCACAGCCAGCCAGGUGUUUGUGGUGGUGACGCUGUUUGAGGCUCUGCGGUUCUCGAGCACCCUCUACUUCCCCAUGGCCAUCGAGAAGGUGUCAGAGGCCGUUGUCAGCAUCCAAAGAAUCAAGAAAUUUCUGUUACUUGAUGAGAUGUCACAGUGCUACCCUCAGCUGCCAUCAGAUGGUAGAACAAUUGUGGAUGUGCAGGCAUUUACAGCUUUUUGGGAAAAGGCAUCAGAGACCCCAACCCUACAAGGCCUUUCCUUUACUGUCAGACCUGGUGAACUGUUAGCUGUGGUUGGACCUGUGGGUGCAGGAAAGUCAUCACUGUUGAGCGCUGUGCUGGGAGAGCUGCCCCCGAGCCAGGGGAAGGUCAACGUCCACGGGAGGAUCGCGUAUGUCUCUCAGCAGCCCUGGUUGUUUCCAGGAACUGUGAAGAGUAACAUUUUAUUUGGGAAGAAAUAUGAAAAAGAACAAUAUGAAAAAGUAAUAAAGGCUUGUGCUUUGAAAGAGGAUUUACAGCUUUUGGAGAAAGGAGAUCUAACUGAGAUAGGAGACAGAGGAACCCCGCUGAGUGAAGGACAGAAAGCCCGGGUCAGCCUCGCCAGAGCCAUGUAUCAGGACGCAGACAUCUACCUCCUGGACGAUCCGCUCAGCGCAGUGGAUGCAGGAGUCAGCAGGCACUUGUUUGAACAGUGUGUCCAUCAGGCCUUGAAGGAGAAGAUCACAAUCUUAGUCACGCAUCAGUUGCAGUACCUAAAAGAUUCAAGUCAGAUUCUGAUAUUGAAAGAUGGCAAAAUGGUGGAAAGAGGAACUUACUCUGAGUUCCUGAAAUCCGGGGUAGAUAUUUUUUCCCUUUUUGAGAAGGGGAAUGAGCAGUCUGAACCAUCUCCAGUUCCAGGAGCUCCCACUGUGAUCUCUGAGUCUUUGGUUCAGUCUCUCCAGUCUCCCAGACCCUCAUUGAAAGAUGCAGCUCCAGAGGACCAAGAAACUGAGAAUAUACAGGUUAUACUACCUCUGGAGGACCAUUUGGAAGGAAAAGUUGGUUUUAAGACAUAUGUGAAUUACUUCACAGCUGGUGCUGACUGGCCUGUCAUCAUCUUCCUUAUGCUAGUCAACAUCACAGCUCAGGUUGUCUACGUCCUGCAGGACUGGUGGCUUGCAUUCUGGGCGAAUCUACAAAGUGGGCUGUAUUCUAGGGUAUUAGUAAAAGAAGAUGAAGAUGUAGUGUUUGUUCUGAACUGGUACUUAAGAGUUUAUUCAGGGUUAACUGUGUCUACUGUCCUUUUUGGCAUCACACGGUCUCUGUUGAUAUUCUACAUCCUUGUUUAUUCUUCACAAACUUUGCACAACAAAAUGUUGGAGACCAUUUUAAGAUCUCCGGUAUUGUUCUUCAAUAGAAAUCCAAUAGGAAGAAUUUUAAAUCGUUUCUUCAAAGACAUUGGGCAUAUGGAUGAUUUGCUGCCCCUGAUAUUUCAAGAUUUCAUCCAGACAUUUCUACUUGUGAUUGGUGUGGUGGGCGUGAUGGUGGCUGCAAUUCCUUGGACUGCUAUACCUGUGAUUCCUCUUGGCAUCAUUUUCUUUUUUCUUCGGCGAUAUUUCUUAGAGACAUCACGAGAUGUGAAACGCCUGGAAUGUACAACACGGAGCCCGGUAUUUUCCCACUUAGCAUCUUCUCUCCGGGGACUCUGGACCAUCCGGGUGUUCAAAGCUGAACAGAAGUUUCAGGAACUGUUUGAUGCACACCAGGAUUUGCACUCAGAGGCUUGGUUCCUGCUUUUGACGACGUCCCGAUGGCUCGCUGUGUAUCUGGAUGUCAUCUGUGCCAUCUUUGUCACUGUUGUUGCCUUUGGGGCCCUGAUUCUGGUAGAAACUUUGGAUGCUGGGCAUGUUGGUCUCGUCCUGUCACUAACCAUCACACUUACCAGUAUCUUCCAGUGGUGCGUCAGGCAAAGUGUGGAAGUUGAGAACAUGAUGAUUUCAGUAGAAAGGGUGAUUGAAUACACAGACCUUGUGAAAGAAGCAUCCUGGGAACUUGAGUAUCGUCCACCACCAUCCUGGCCCAACAAAGGAAUGAUUUCCUUUCACAGUGUGUACUUCAGGCAUACAUCGGACAGGCGUCUGGUAUUGUGGAACAUGUAUACAAAAUUUAACCCAGGACAAAAGGUUGGCAUUGUGGGAAGAACAGGAGCUGGAAAAAGUUCCCUCAUUGCUGCCCUUUUUAGAUUGUCAGAACCUGAAGGUAGCAUUUAUAUUGAUGACAUCUUGACAACCAGGAUUGGACUGCAUGAUUUAAGGAAGAAAAUGUCAGUUGCACUUCAGGAACCUGUUUUAUUCACUGGAACAAUGAGGGAAAAUCUGGAUCCCUUUAAUGAGCAUACAGAUAACGAACUGUGGAAUGCCUUGGAAAAGGUACAACUUAAAGAAUCCAUCGAAGGUCUUCCUGCUAAAAUGAACACCGAAUUAGCAGAAUCUGGAUUGAACUUGAGUGUUGGUCAGAAACAACUGGUGUGCCUUGCCAGAGCUCUUCUCAGGAAGAAUCAGAUAUUGAUUAUUGACAAAGCAACAUCACACGUGGAUCCAAGAACUGAUGAGUUCAUACAAAAAAGAAUUCGUGAGAGAUUUGCCCAGUGCACUGUGCUGACCAUUGCACACAGGUUGAGCACCGUUAUUGACUGUGAAAGGAUAAUGGUUUUGGAUUCAGGGACACAGAAAGAAUAUAGUUGGCCACAUCGUUUGCUGCAAGAUAGAAACAGCCUAUUUUACACGAUGGUGCAACAACUGGGUGAGGCGGAGGCUGCUGUCCUCACCAAAAGGGCAAAAGAGGUGCACUCUGAAAGAAAAUAACCAGAUAUCACUCACAGUGACCAUGUGGUAAUGAAUAUUAUGAAUGACAAGUGGACAACCCUCAGCCUUCACAAUUUUUGAGUUGACUCUAUGAUUCUACGAUGAGUUCAUGUCUAUUCCAAAGGCAUUUUUCCAAUAGUUUUCUGCACUGCAUAAAUUAUAUUAUACUUUUUUUACACCAGCAACAGAUAUUUACAUAUUACAAAUAUUAAUCUAUAAUUUUUUCUCCAGCUUCACUCAGUGAGUUCAAGCUCUUGCAAAAGGAUUUGUUAUGCUUAUUUAUAUGUAAUACUAUUUUCUUUUUUAUGCAAAUCAGAGGUGCAGGCAACUAAUAAGAGCUGGUUUUGUGUCUUGAGAGAUUCUGAAGCUAAACUCAUUUUCUAAGAUUUGAGACAAAGUUCUCACAAAUUUUUUUUUUUUUAACUGUUCCCAGAAUUACAUAUUACUUUCUAAUUAUAUUAGGGAUUCUUGAAGACUGUGUGAUGAUGCCGUUUUGUAUCACCACUUCCUUUAACAGAACUACUAUCCAUUUUCCACUCAAAGACCUCUGGUUAAAAUACUACAGAGAAAAGUACUAGGAAAAACAUACAGUAAUAUAGUUUGAAAGUGAAGUGAAAGUGAAGUCGCUCAGUCGUGUCCGACCCUCAGCGACCCCAUGGAUUCAGCCUACCAGGCUCCUCCAUCCAUGGGAUUUUCCAGGCAAGAGUACUGCAGUGGGGUGCCAUUGCCUUCUCCAAAUUUAGUUUAAGUAACAUUAUAGGAGAGAGAGGUGUCACCCUCCAAAAAUAUAUGGUUAAAAUACAGAAGGACAAUAUUGUACGUCCGUCCCCUGUGUUGCAGGCAGAUUCUUUACCACUGAACCAUUGGGGAAGCUCUUUAAAAGAGAAGGAAGAGAAAAUAUUAUUUAUCAAAAUAGGAAAGCUUCCAGGGGAUUUGCUAAUUAAGGACAGACAUGUUCUAGACUGUCUUCUAGAUAGAGGAAUUUAUUUUUUACAUUAAAAAAAUUGUGGUAAAAUAUAUAUAACAUAAAAUUUACCAUACAACCAUUUUUAAUCACACAAUUCGGUGGCAUUAAUCACACUCACAGUGCUGUGCAGCCAUCACUGUCUGGGUAACUUUCGGUAAUUAUGUGCUCCAAUUCAGUGUGUUAUUUCUGCAGAGUCAUUUUGGUAAGUUUCACUUUUCUAGAGGUGGAUCUGUUUCCUAUGAGUUUUGAGCUUGAUUGGCAUAAAUUUAUUCACAAUAUCUUACAUGUUUAAUCUCUGCAGCAUCUCCGUGUUCUUUUGGCUUUUUAAUUUUCUUUGAACCUUCUCUUUUUUAUGAGUAAUCUUGUAUAACUUUUUCCUAUUUUCAAAGAAUCAACCUUUUGCUGGAUUGAUGCUCUGUUUUUCUUUCUAAUUCAUCAUAUUAUUUUUUUCUUUCAACUUUUCCUUUUUGAGAUUUUUUUCCUCUAAAUUCUUAAAUUGCAAACAGAUUAAUAACAUCAUUAUUUUUCUAACCUAAGUAUGUAAAACUUACAUUUUUUCUGAGAUCCACUUUAGCUACAGCCUACAAGUUUUGGUACUUACACCAAUCAAUAGCCAAAGUAUUAUGUAUUUUCUAAUUCCUAAUUUAAUUCAUUAACUAUAUCUUUUACCCAUGAGUUAUUUUUAAGUAUAAUGUUCUCUAAAUUUCAAAUGCUAAUGGAUUUUUUUCUAUUAGAUUGAACAUGUGGAAUUGCUAACAUUCAGCCUUUUGUAUAAAAUGGCACUUUCAUGUGUUUCAACACAAUAGUUUUCUUUUGUUAUUAAUAUAUAACUUAAUUUCAUUUUGGCCAGACAACAUUAGGUUAUGGGUUUGAUAUUCACACAAAAAGUCCUUGUUUCCACCAUUCUGUAUUUUAUUUAGGGGUUUUAAAAUGUUAUAAGUACAUGUGUAACCAGUAAUUUUCAAAUAAAAGUACUCCCUAAGUACUGGAA
Bubalus bubalis (water buffalo) is the source of this 5015-nucleotide messenger RNA. RefSeq names its product ATP-binding cassette sub-family C member 4-like. Lineage: Eukaryota; Metazoa; Chordata; Mammalia; Artiodactyla; Bovidae. The record is from RefSeq and is a predicted model, not a curated record. Gene Ontology annotation, molecular function: ATP binding; ATP hydrolysis activity; ABC-type transporter activity. Gene Ontology annotation, biological process: transmembrane transport. Gene Ontology annotation, cellular component: plasma membrane.